CAUAGUCAAUCAUUCGAAUACACGGUUAGUAGUCGGAGAGUGCUCUAGCGAGAGCUUCGAAAGUGUUUUGCGUUUUCAGUUCAGUUCUGUUUUCCGAACCGGCCUCCGGUUUUGUCCAGCAUUUCUCGACACUCGGCCAGCAGCCUCAGCAGCAGCAGCACAAGUUUCUGUUUCAAUCCCGUUAGUACCGUCACCCGGGGGAGUGAUCGCCUCGAGUCUGUGCCAGAAGUCGUCGAAGUUGAAGUGCAAAUAUACGAAGUACUCCGAGUACUCCCCGAUCGAGUGGUUCCAGUUUCCUCAGUCCAGUGUGCUUCAGACCCAGAGAGCCAAAAUGCCUUUCAAGCCAGCUGAGAACCCCAAGUGCCCCAAGUGCGGCAAGUCGGUGUACGCCGCCGAGGAGCGUGUCGCCGGUGGACACAAAUUCCACAAGGGCUGCUUCAAAUGCGGAAUGUGCGGCAAGAUGCUUGACUCCACAAACUGCGCGGAGCACGAAAGCGAGCUGUACUGCAAGAACUGCCACGGACGCAAGUACGGACCGAAGGGAUACGGCUUCGGUGGAGGCGCCGGGUGCCUCUCGAUGGACACUGGCUCCCAGUUUCAGUCGACCGACGGCACGAACGGACACACUGAGCCGAAACCCUUUGCCAAGGCACCUGAAGGAGAGGGUUGCCCUCGCUGCGGCGGAUAUGUUUACAUGGCCGAGCAAAUGUUGGCACGUGGAAGAGCCUACCACAAGGGAUGCUUCAAAUGCGGUGAGUGUAAGAAGGGUCUCGAUUCUGUAAACUGCUGCGAGGGCCCGGAUCGUAACAUCUACUGCAAAGUGUGCUACGGCAAGAAGUUCGGUCCGAAGGGCUACGGCUACGGAAAGGGCGGUGGCGCCCUGCAGAGCGACAGCUGCUACGCCAGUCGCUUCGGGUCCCGUGGCUACGGUCACUCGGGAAUCUCGUCGCUUGGCUUAAUGAGUGAUGCGCGAGAUUUGGACUACAAGAGUGAGUUCGCCGCCAGACCAUCGACGGCGGAUACCUCGGCGAUUAAGGCGUCGCCGGGUCAGGGAUGUCCGCGGUGCGGUGGUGUCGUUUUCGCGGCCGAGCAGGUCCUGUCGAAGGGUCGCGAGUGGCACCGCAAGUGCUACAAGUGCCGCGACUGUACCAAGACGCUCGACUCGAUCAUCGCCUGCGAUGGUCCGGAUCGUGACGUUUACUGCAAGACGUGCUACGGCAAGAAGUGGGGACCGCAUGGUUACGGGUUUGCCUGCGGAUCCGGCUUCCUGCAGACGGAUUGCAUGUCUGAGGAUCAGUUGGCUUCCCAAAAGCCGCUGGUCAGCAACGAUACGACCCUCAUCAAGGCGCCGCAAGGUCAGGGUUGCCCCCGCUGCGGUGGUAUGGUGUUCGCAGCCGAGCAGCAGCUGGCCAAGGGGACGAUGUGGCACAAGAAGUGCUUCAACUGUAACGAGUGCCACCGUCCGCUCGACUCCAUGAUUGCGUGCGACGGCCCGGAUCGGGAGAUUCACUGCCGCGCCUGUUACGGCAAGCUGUUCGGACCGAAAGGAUUCGGCUUUGGCCACACGCCCACCCUGGUCUCGACCGACGUGCAGUCGGCCCCCGUACACACCGACGCGAAACCGGCCGACGGUCCGAAGGCCAAGGACGGCAAGGGAUGCCCGCGCUGCGGUUACGCCGUGUACGAGGCCGAGAAGAUGCUGAGCAAAAACCGCGUGUGGCACAAGCGGUGCUUCAGUUGCUUCGAUUGCCACAAGUCGCUCGACUCGACCAACCUGAACGACGGACCGACCGGAGAAAUCUAUUGCCGGGGUUGCUACGGUCGCAACUACGGACCACGGGGUGUCGGCUUUGGCAUGGGCGCAGGCGCGCUAACGAUGGCCUAACGGUGCCACCCGGCCCAGCACCCGGCCUGAGCGGAACUCUCGGAGGACAGUGAUGGACUACUUUAUUUUACUUUCUUCUGAUUUUCUGACACGAUAAUCUUUGGAACGGCUCUGCACCCGAACCGGCACACGUGGCGGCCGGACAGACCAGACCGAGACACCGGCUCAGAGGUCACCGGUGUACCCGUGCCGAGUAGCAUUCCGAAGACAGAGGUCACCUCCGAGACAGGGCUGCGCCGCUGUCGGUUCGGUGUCUAGCAAGUUGACUGGUUUCGGUUCGAUUCGUCGCCUCGACAUUUUUCUUGGUCAUCUCUCCCCCUCUCUCUCUAACCCUGACUUCGCUCCGACGCUCUAGUCUAGACGCUCCCUGACUAUUGAUUCUGCCUGCGUAACAUAGAGUAAGGUUUUUCUUUCUGUUUACAACUAGAUGUAAGCUUUGCUGCUCGUACAAAUAUUAGAACGAAAAGGAGAAAAGGAAAGGGCUUAGAGAGUUAUAGAAACCUCUGAGGCACCCGGUAGGCGACUAGGCGAUCGAUGCGCCGGUCGAUCGAACAUACUUUUCUUUCCAUGGGCUGAAGUGAAGCUUACGAUAGAGAUUAUGAUUAUUUUUCGCGGAACUUUGGAACAUCGAACGACCAGGCCUGACCUGCCACCAGAAGCCUGCGAUCAUCUGGGAGAGAACACACCACAAACCACACGUACACAAACACACGCACGCACGCGCGAAUACCCGCAUUCAAGAUUUGCGGCCAUUGGCGGCCCCGACGUGAUCAUCCUCAGCCAACCAGCGGCAUCACCAGCAAUCAGUAUCGAAAGGCACACCAGUUUCACACACAGACACACACACAUACACGCACAAUAUACGACAGUGCUAGACGAUGGCUGUGUUGAAUACUGUUUGCUCCAUUUGUGUUGCUAAGUUGAAGUUAGUUAUUUGCUGUACAGUGGCAUCCCGAGCACGCAGUUUUAUAUUUAUUGCGCAACUCAAGCUCCCCCAAAAAAGAGAACUCCCCCACAAGAGGGGCUCGAGCUUGUGCUUCUGCUAGCCUUGUUGGAACGGAAGCAAACAGAAACUCCCCAGCAUCGUCCACAUGUCUGACGCAUAACCCACAGAAGAAGAACGAACGAUGGCGACAAGCGACGAGUCGCUGCGACUACGCCGUAGACUUUAUAUUAUAUAUUCUGAUAACGCCUCUGCGACGAGAUGCGCUUCUUUCUGCGUUCCGCAUUAGAAGCGUGGCUUAAGUACUAAAUUCGAAUGAAGAGGCGCGCGGCCCCGGUUUAUUUCAUCAUAUCGUAAUUCUAAUCAUAUCACAUUUUAUUAUCUUCGUAAUCGCUAACUGUAAAAUGACUUUUUGUGAAACAAAAGUAAAAACAUUAAACAUACAACAAUCCACAGCGAAUAAACCAAAAAACUCGAAAACGCGCCACUUAUAACGUAACGUGAAACUUUAUCUAAAGUGUAUUUUAUCAAUAAAGGAACGGAAACA
Molecule: messenger RNA, 3375 nt
Organism: Anopheles cruzii
Lineage: Eukaryota; Metazoa; Arthropoda; Insecta; Diptera; Culicidae
Product: muscle LIM protein Mlp84B-like
Exons: 10
Coding region: 332-1885 (517 amino acids)
Biological process (GO): sarcomere organization; muscle tissue development
Cellular component (GO): cytoplasm; nucleus; Z disc
Molecular function (GO): actinin binding; structural constituent of muscle
Source: RefSeq, a predicted model, not a curated record